Molecule: messenger RNA, 1659 nt
Organism: Triticum aestivum (bread wheat)
Lineage: Eukaryota; Viridiplantae; Streptophyta; Magnoliopsida; Poales; Poaceae
Product: elongation factor 1-alpha-like
Exons: 2
Coding region: 624-1118 (164 amino acids)
Molecular function (GO): GTP binding
Source: RefSeq, a predicted model, not a curated record
CCCAUUAGUUAGAAUCUGUUCAGAAAGCAGUAUCUAUAUAGAUGUGAUGUACUGGUAUUUUGAUCCAUUGUGCGACCCAUACUUCACCUAUCUGGAUUAUUUAGCUCGAGCUAUUUGCAGAAUCUUAUACUUCAGUAAGUACAAGAACAUUAAUUUUUGGAGUAGUAGAGUAUAUGUAGCUAUAUAGAGUUAGUCAUGAUCGGAUUCCAGUAUGUUAUGUAGGUUCGGCAUAUCAUAAAUACUGAAGCAUAAAAUCAGUACCAUUUCUUUGAAUCUGCCUGUAGUUAUUCAAUCUGGUUUGGUUUUUCUUAUUUACUAUCUUAUGCCGUCCUUCUCAUAUUUUCUAUUUGUAAUAUGAAAUGAUUCCUAUUUGUGGUCUGGAGCCUGGUUGUGUUUGAACAUAGUCGGUUAGAAUGAUAUAGUUGUUUUUUCAAGUUGGUUAUGUUAAUUUUUACAGUAUAGUGAUUAUUUAUUAGUUCACACAGUACAUACUACCACCAGCCGCUAACCACAUUUUUUACAGAUUUUGCAGGGAUGUAGAUAUAUAUGGUGAUGUUUCUCUACGAUCUAAGUGUUUCAGUUCAUAUUUAGCAGGAUCACAUGUUGAACAAUGACUCUUUGCUAUGGACACCACCACUCCCAAGUACUCGAAGGCUCGUUAUGAAGAAAUUGUUAAGGAGGUCUCUUCGUACCUGAAGAAGGUCGGCUACAACCCUGACAAGGUUCCCUUCGUCCCCAUCUCUGGGUUUGAGGGUGACAACAUGAUUGAGAGGUCCACCAACCUUGACUGGUACAAGGGCCCAACCCUGCUUGAGGCGCUUGACCAGAUCAACGAGCCCAAGAGGCCCUCAGAUAAGCCCCUCCGUCUUCCCCUCCAGGACGUUUACAAGAUUGGUGGCAUUGGAACUGUGCCUGUUGGCCGUGUUGAGACUGGUGUCAUCAAGCCUGGUAUGGUUGUCACCUUUGGUCCCACUGGUCUGACAACUGAGGUCAAGUCCGUUGAGAUGCACCACACAUCGUUCCCUCUUUUAUUCUUCUCAGGCAACGAGGGACAGGUGGAUGUCGUGCUGUCAUGUGGAAGGCAGCAUGUGCUAAUUCAUAUGUGGAGUUGGUGUUGAGCCUGGCGGUAGUAGACACGAAAGGUGCCCAUCGCUUGAUCUUGAGAGCAGGAACGAGGGAGGAGGUGCGGCGCUGUCGAGGGAGGAGAACGAGGCGGAGUGGGCACAGGGCUGGCGGCUAGGGAGGGGAUUGGCAAAUCCCUCGGGGAAACGAACAAAGUUCACCCAGCCAACGAGCGUGCGAGACGAGCCCACCCGUCAUUGGCCAACGGAAACAACCGUGGGGUGAAAAUCGACAUAUAUCUCAAGCUUACAAACUAUGGUUCAUAUUUUAGAGAAAAAAUGGUGCACACCGGCGUUAUCAAGUAUGUCUGAGACUACAUGUAUUGAUUUAUAAACACAUGCAUGUAUUUGCAACCUUAUAAAGUGAAAUAGCUGAGGUACUGGAUCAUUUCCUUUUAGUUUGUCAUGUUUUGUUGAAGAAUAGCUUCUGUAUUGUUUGCUUGCAGAACUUUGAUAGAGGAAAAGUUAUUAUGAGUGAAAUUUUGGACAAAAAGACCUAGAAAGGUCAAAGAAGUACACUGAGAUGUUGCAAGUUUCA